Arabidopsis lyrata subsp. lyrata is the source of this 387-nucleotide messenger RNA. RefSeq lists its product as uncharacterized. The record is from RefSeq and is a predicted model, not a curated record. Lineage: Eukaryota; Viridiplantae; Streptophyta; Magnoliopsida; Brassicales; Brassicaceae.
AUGGUUACAGGAGAAGAAGAGAAGAAACGGAGGCGCUCUGCGUUAAACAGUGAGGAGGAGGAAGAAGAAGAAGAAGGAAGGCGGAAGGGAAGGAGAAAGAUAGUGGGUGCGUUAUUGUGUCAAAACUUCUUUUAUUCUUUUUAUUUUUCCAAUCCAGUCCUUUUAGUUUCUGUAGACUUUCAAUUCGCAACCACUUAAGUUUUCUUCUAUUCACAUAAUAGUUCGUUUCGAGACCGGCCCAUUAUAAGGCCCACUAGAUCCUCUUUCGCCGGAACUUGUGUGAUUCAAAACGUCUCCGUACCAAUUUUGACACUAGACCCAAUUCUGAUUGCGACGGUUUACAAUACAAUCACCACGAAGAUUCGACCAAAACCGAACCAAAACUGA